Beta vulgaris subsp. vulgaris (sugar beet) is the source of this 2007-nucleotide messenger RNA. RefSeq lists its product as hypothetical. Gene Ontology annotation, cellular component: membrane. NCBI's taxonomy places the organism in Eukaryota, Viridiplantae, Streptophyta, Magnoliopsida, Caryophyllales, Amaranthaceae. Gene Ontology annotation, biological process: nucleotide transport. Bases 189 to 1718 code for a protein of 509 amino acids. Gene Ontology annotation, molecular function: ATP:ADP antiporter activity. The transcript is spliced from 13 exons. The record is from RefSeq and is a predicted model, not a curated record.
UGAGGCAGGGUAAAAAGUUCAGUUCAUUGAGUUCAAGAGAAACAACACACCACAAAAAUCUUGUCUUUUGACAGUUUUACCGUUAACGAACUAAACCCAAAGCAACUACCGAAUCUCAUUCGACACUGAUCAACCAGUCUCCCCUGAGCUAAAACCCCUUCAAUCUCGAGGAGAGAGAAAGAACAAAAAUGGUGGAUCGGCGUCGAUUGGAAGCGAUUUUAUCAACAAUCGUCAAUGUCAAACCUCACGAAACCUCGGCACUUCUUCACUCCGCCACAUCUUUCUUCUUCAUUUUGAGUGCGUACUUUGUGGUUUUACCAUUGCGAGAUGAAGGAGCUAUAUCAUUAGGGUUAUCAAAUCUUCCAGGAUUGUUUAUAGGAUCAUUGCUUCUUACAUUGAUUGCUGCGCCUCUUUCUACGCUACUGUUUUCGCUGCCAAAUUUAUCCAAAGGCAGGGCUCUGGUGUUGAUACACAGAUUUUUUAGCUUGUCACUUGUCUUAUUCUUCAUUCUAUGGCAUACCUCCACAAAUGGAUUUACUAUGAAGUUAGCAGUUGCUGCACCUUUAGUACAUGAUCAGAACUUCAAUAGUGAUCAUUCCAAUGUCUUGCAAUCAGGUUGGGAUGACCACUCAUGGUACUACAUCUUCGUGAGAAUGGGCUUAUUCCUUUGGAUUGCUUUGUUGAAUUUGAUAACUAUCUCUUCAACCUGGGCAAGAGUAAUCGAUGUUAUGAACAGCGAGUCAGGUUCAAGAUUAUUUGGGUUUAUUGGCGCGGGUGCGACACUAGGUCAGCUGUUUGGAUCAUUAUUUGCGGCUGGAAUGGCUUGGCUGGGAUCUUUUUUACUCCUAGUAGCUGCUUUUCUUAUGGAACUAGCUGCACAGUCUUCUAAAGGAAUUAGUCAAGAUGCACCCCAUCUUUCUGAGGAAGACACUCCGAUGAUUAAACUGGAUGAUCAAGAAAGUGGAGUAAAUAGGAACACAAGGUCCACUGCUAAUGGAUCUUCUCCAAAAAUUGCUUCUACUCCAGCAAAACCUCAACUCUGGGUCAUGUUUGAUGGCCUUUGGCUUAUACUAGCCUCAUCUUAUUUGAUCUACGUGUCACUAUUUCUAUGGCUGAGUGCCGUUGUCUCAUCAUUCUUUUAUUUCCAGAAAGUUUCAAUAAUUGCUCUAACAACAUCAAGUGCUGCCGGUAGAAGAAAGUUGUUUGCAGAGAUCAAUAGCUUUAUCGCCCUUUUUAUAUUUUCGGGACAGAUCACCUUAACGGGGCGCAUACUUACUGUUGCGGGGGUCACUGUUGCUAUUUGCUGUGCUCCAGUUGUUGCUUUAGUUAAUAUGGUUGCUAUAUCUGCAUGGCCAACUUGGAUUGUCAUUGCUGCUUGUGAAACUCUGAGAAAGGUUGUUAUGUAUGUUGUAACUAGGCCAGGAAGGGAACUCCUGUUUACUGUCGUUUCGCAGGAGGAGAAGUACAAAGCCAAGGUUUGCAUAGAUGUAAUUGUUCAAAGACUUGGAGAUGCCACAGCAGCAGGGAUGUUCCAGUUGCUUUUUGGAACAUUCAAGGGAAGGACGUCGACUUUAUCUCUCUAUGCCCUUCCACGUCAACUAUGCCUGAACCUUUUCCCUCCAGAGAAUUUGUCAAUGCGAACUAUGGCUGACGAGAGAACCCUCUGCAUCGCUGAUCCCUGUAUGCUUUUGGCAUUUUCAUCUAUGUGUCUCCUUUGAUCUCAAGUGAUGUGGGAUUUUGCUUUCCUGUCUAUGAAAAAGUUGGAAAAAGGCUAUUAGGAAACUUGUUCCUCACCAAACAAAGAGGAGGAAUUGGUGUGGGGCUCGUGGAGUUACCAAGAUAAGCACUUCUCACAUGUUCGGUUGAGAAACAAAGAGCCGUUCUCAAAAAGUUAGGGAGUGGAUUGAGUCUUGCUUCUAAUCAAUUAAUGCUUGUCCCAACUCUCAAGUUAAUAAUUUUGUUCCACAAUAACCUGUUUCUUCCUGUUGUCUUUUCCUAUUCUGAUUG